Messenger RNA from Spodoptera litura, 3550 nucleotides. Its product is annotated as katanin p60 ATPase-containing subunit A1. Gene Ontology annotation, biological process: microtubule severing. Gene Ontology annotation, cellular component: microtubule cytoskeleton. The record is from RefSeq and is a predicted model, not a curated record. Lineage: Eukaryota; Metazoa; Arthropoda; Insecta; Lepidoptera; Noctuidae. Gene Ontology annotation, molecular function: microtubule severing ATPase activity; ATP hydrolysis activity; ATP binding.
GAGUGGUCGUAGGCACGUAGCCGCGUAGCCGCGUAGACGCGUAGUCACGUAGCACGCCCAAAAUUUUAGCGGUUUUACAACGCUACGCUUUCAUUGAGUGUAUUUGACAUAGAGUAAUUUUUAACAGUGUUAUUGUCCUUUUUUUCUAUUGUAAGAAUAUUCAGUCAUCAGUUCUGAUAAAAAUAACUAAACGUUUUUCAAAAGUUGGAACUAAAGCCUCAAGCUGUUUUUCCAAAAUACAAUGACGAAUGAUAAGAGGACAAACUCGGAGCCUCGAGAGUCCACUGCAAGAGGUUGGACCCGACGACCUGAUGACUUGAAGUUUGAAUUUGGAUUUGGAGUACCUCUAGGCGCAAUGUCGGCCCAUCCCGCUUUCCAUUCAGCUUGGGACCUUGGAUGUCCCGCCUCAGGGUUCCAUCAAAUGGCCAGGAUGAUGGACCGUAUGAUGGUGGAAAGCUUUCAGCCAUUUGGGUUUGCGCGAAUGACAGCAAGUCAGAGCGGAGACAACAAAGGUGAUUCGGAAAAACCCAGAGAUGGACUCAGAACAGAACGGAGUGAGACGAGGAGAGAACGAGCUAAGAAUCAAACAACCACACACAUCGCUUCGGGGACACGACAUCUGCCCACACAAGUUGUCAAACCGUCAAACGUGGUAAAUAUAAGCGAAAAACCUCCUGACCAACAAAAAAAUCCAGAUCCAACUACAGAAAAGUGGGCAGGGACGUUGCGACGUCGAGACCCCGUGCUACCUUCAAUAGGCAGAAAGGGUUCCUCCUUAGGUAGUGGAAGAAUAAUUAGCAGAUCUGUUGACAGAAUACCCAAGACAGUAAGAUCUCGACCACUUAUUCCUAUAAAACCAAGGCUUAGAAAAACAGAUGUUCCAAAUGAAGGGGCUGAUGUUACCAUUUUUGAGAAGGAUGAGAAAGUCUUCGAUGCGACAGGAUACGAACUCCAUCUAGUAGAGACUUUGGAAAGAGAUAUUUUACAAAGGAACCCUGCUGUUCGUUGGAAGGAUGUCAUUGGACUGGAUGACGCAAAGUCUGUAUUGCAAGAGGCGGUGGUCUUACCUCUGGUUAUGCCUGAUUAUUUUAAGGGCAUCCGCCGACCUUGGAAGGGUGUUCUUCUGACAGGUCCACCGGGAACUGGUAAGACCUUGCUGGCCAGAGCUGUAGCCACCGAGUGCCGAACUACUUUCUUCAACGUAUCGUCUGCCACCCUGACUUCAAAGUACAGAGGAGACUCCGAGAAACUCGUUCGUCUUUUAUUUGAUAUGGCAGCAUUCUACGCCCCAAGCACAAUAUUCCUAGAUGAAGUGGAUUCUCUUUGUGCUGUCCGUGGCGCUGACUCCGAACACGAAGCUUCAAGGAGGUUCAAGGCUGAACUGCUCAUACAAAUGGACGGACUAGCUGCUGCUUUCCAUCGAGAUAAAAUCAUAAUGGUGUUAGCAGCGACUAAUCACCCGUGGGACAUCGAUGAAGCUUUCAGAAGACGAUUCGAGAAGAGAAUCUAUGUCGGUCUACCUGAUGAGGCAACGAGAAUCCGGCUGCUGAAACUUUGUCUACGAGAUGUUGCGCUAAAUGAGAGUGUGAAGCUAAAAGAAAUAGCCAGCCAGCUUGAAGGAUACAGCGGCUCCGAUAUUAGUAAUCUGUGUAGGGAUGCAGCAAUGAUGACGAUGCGGCGUAAAAUAGCUGGCAAGACUCCUGACGAAAUACGACAGCUCAAGAGAUCUGAACUUGACGCUCCUGUAUCAAGUGAAGAUUUGUCUGUUGCUAUUGAAAAAACCAGGCGAACAGUGUCAGAUUCAGAUGUAAGCCGGUACAACACGUGGAUGGCCAAGCACGGGUGUUCCUAGCGUCGCGCCUGGGCUCUUAGGGCCCUCUUACAGAAGCUGCGUAACGACUAAACGUAACCAUCGAACUAGUGGCUUAUGCUGUCUCUGCUAGGCUGACGUAUUAAAAAGAAUUGUCUUUUUAAUUCGCAGACAUAUACUUACCUUUUAUGUACCGAGGCUGCUCGCUGAGCAUAUCGUUUUAGUAUCUCGGCAUUUUUAAUCUGAUUUCUCGUUCACAUUGUCAGCUGUAGAUUUUUUAUUUAUACUUCUAUUAAUGUUUACCUAACUCGUAUACCUAAGGUUUUUAGAGUUUUAUUUUUGAUUAUUCAUACACUUCAAUAUUUUUUAUAUGAACGAAAAAAUAUAGUAACGUGUAGAGCACAUUCUCGAGAAAUCUGGUAACCUCUCAACUAAGCGAAAUUAUUUAGUGUUAAGAGCGAGUAUAUCGACAGUUUACAUGAUUUUGAAAUUAAAGAGUGUAUUUUUAAAGUUUAAUUUGCUCUAACGGGUACAAUGGUAGUCUGCGUAUACAAAAAAAGCGUAAAAAGUCUUGAAAUAGACGUCAGCCUAGCUUAGACGCAUCAUCGUUCUGUAGAUGCAGUAUUUGGACUGAAUCCAGUGACUAUGAAAUUAUUAAGUGUAAAUUGUAUACUUACCUACUGUUUGAAGAGUGAUCAAAACUCACAUCGAAACUGCCAAGCUUUUGUGGUUUGUCAGAGUGGCCAUCGCAUAUUACCUUCAUUUUUAUAGGUAGUAAAAGGGGUGGAUUUCUACUCGGAGUAUGUAAUAAAUGGAGAACAACAUGCCAAUGAUUUUCACAAUAUCUCACCUAAAAUCUAAUUGUUGAGGUAUGCAAGUGGAAAUAUUUCUUGAUACCCUGAUUGUCUGUUAUACUUCUCUACUAUUUGUAGAGAAUAUACAAAGUUAUGCCUUUUUUUCAUAAUCAUCAAUAAACAUCCGUUUGUUAUAUACUCCGAUUACGCUGUUAAUGCGUCGAGACAAUGCUUGAAUGGGUCAAUGUACUACAUCCUUUGACCAACUUUUAUUACUCGAUGACUCAAGAGAAUAGUGCUGGGUAGUUACAUUGACCCAACAAAGUAGUUUCCAUAACUAAUAAUACAAAGAAUUUUGAUACCAAUGUCUACUUAAGAUGCACUGAACGAAUAUAAUAAUACAUUAAAAUGAUUGCAGAAAUUAUAUUAUUGAUUGAUUGAUUGAUGAUAGCAGAUUUAAGAUUUAGUUUCUUUAUUUUGUUUUGAUUUGACAAUUAUGAUGGUGUGUAAACUCUGUAGUUUGUUUUUCAAUACUAUUUACACAAAUAAACUCUGAAUUAGACAUUUAGUUUUAAUUUAUUAAUAAAAUUUUAUCAUAGUGCUGUUUAUAUUAUCGAUAUUGUUUUCAGUAUCGAUACUAAUAUUAUUUCGCUUACUAGUCUUUGACAACUGUAAGCUAAGCAUUAUAUUUUUCAGUUAUUAUAAUCUUAUAUUAUUUUCUGGCUUUUAGUGGCUAAAUAUUCCAAAGAAUUGAUAUUAUGUGGGUAUUUUUGAAAUAAAAGAUAAAUAAUGGUCAAAAUCUGUUUAUUGAGGAAUGGCAUAAAAUAGUGUAGUUGAUAAUUUGUCUGUCUGUCUGCGUUAAUAUUUCAGUGUAAAAUGUAGCUGUACCGUGCCGUUGGAUAACGUGUAGAUAUGAAUUUUAAUAAAGCUCUUAUACGAAAUUUGA